This is a messenger RNA of Psilocybe cubensis, 972 nucleotides long. RefSeq lists its product as uncharacterized. The transcript has 3 exons. NCBI's taxonomy places the organism in Eukaryota, Fungi, Basidiomycota, Agaricomycetes, Agaricales, Agrocybaceae. Bases 1 to 972 code for a protein of 323 amino acids. Gene Ontology annotation, cellular component: nucleus. The record is from RefSeq and is a predicted model, not a curated record. Gene Ontology annotation, biological process: regulation of transcription by RNA polymerase II.
AUGAACUCGCCAGGCGUCCCAGUUUACAAGGAUCGCCAUCUAUGGCAUUGGCAAAGCUGCGAGUCAGCGAUGAAGAUCACGAUGAUCCUUCCUCUCACAGUCGCUCUAUGUCAAGAACAUCUUACAGACCAGGCAAAUAUCCUAUUUUUUUUUCUUAUUUUGGCCGAUACUUAUGUAUGGGUAGGAUACUCAGAACCAAACAUUAAUUCUCACAGAGCUACAUCUGAUAGAGAAUCCCAUCAUCUUCCAAGAUUCGACGCACAAUAUCCUACGUCGCAUAACCGGACAGAGUCGCCUUUUCUUCGAGAAGCACCCUCGACGGGAUCUUCUUCGAGAUCAACCCAUGGCGAUUUGCCUGACACCUAUGAUGCCCACAACCAUUAUUUACAACCUCGGCAUAGACAUACUGUACUGCAGCCAUAUGAUUACCGAGAUUCUGUAGCUCUCCAUCAUCCGUACAGCUCUACUGCUCUGCCUCGUCAUAGGUCCGAAACUUCUAAUUCUGAACCACCCGCAACAUGGAACAUUUCAACGACUAUUCCGAGAGGCAAUAUUGUCGAAGACGAUGAACGUACUCCUGUGGCUCGCUUUGGUUCUGAUAUCGUGCACAACGGGCCUAAUUCUUCGGAGGAAAAUGGUGGCUCUGCCAAAUAUGAAUGUUCAUAUUGUGGCAAAGGUUUCAACAGACCUAGCAGUUUGAAGAUACACCUUAACAGCCACACUGGAGAGAAACCCUUUGUUUGUCCAGUGGAAAGCUGUGGGCGCAGCUUCAGCGUUCUAAGUAAUAUGCGGCGUCAUACCCGCGUUCACGCGACGGUCCCGUAUUCGGAAUCUCAUAUUGUUGACGACGUGUCUUCAUCAUCAGCCAUCCCGGAGUCUUUAUCCCGAAAAUGGCAUCGCCGUCGAGAUAGCAGUGUCUCUACAUCGAGCAGUGGUAGAAGUAACAGCAUUUCUUCGACCGAAGAAGAUUAA